AUGUCGGAUUGGCAUUGGCGGAUAAUUACCUUGACAGCCGUACUCGUGCUUACCACUUGUUUUGUUUCUUAUCUUCGUGCCGAUGAUACCGUUCAAAAGUUGCCGUUUUGUAAUCCUCAUGCCGCUAAGGAUAUUCCAACUUUUAACGACUUGGUGAUAGUCAGCUCUCUUGAUGGAAAGCUUACAGCUUUCUCUACCGAAAAUGGAAUUAUAGUUUGGACUUUGGAAACACAACCAUUGUUGUCAUCAAAUUUACAUCAAGUUGAGCUAACAGCUGAUGGUAAAUGGGCUCGACUAGUGCCAUCUCUCCGUGGCACUUUGUAUAGCUUAAGUGGAGACUCCAUUGAACCGUUACCAUUUAAUGCUGAACAACUCCUCUCGGCAUCAUUCAAAUAUUCGGAUGAUUUAGUUAUUGCUGGCGCUCGAGAAACGCUAUGGGUGGGUGUAGACGCGCACACUGGCAAAAUUAUAUACGAAUGUAGUUCCAGUGGGUGUAACAGUGAACAAGAAACCGCGAGUGCCGGCCGCGAUAUAAUUGUAUUGAGACGACAUUCCAGCACAGUGAGAGCUUUGGAACCGAGAUCUGGUACCGAAAAAUGGAACUUCAGUGUGGCGGAACACCAGCUGGCGCUCAGCCGGCGCGAGUGCGCGGGCGGCGGCGGGGGCGCGCGCGCGGCCGCGGCGCUGGCGGUGGCGCUGCCCGAGGGCGUGGUCGCCGUGCGGCGGCCCGGCUCGCACGCGUUGCUAUGGCAACACAAGCUUGAAUCACCGGUGGCCGGUAUGUGGAGAUUGCAAGGUGGUUUGUUGGAAAAUAUGGACGUACUCUGGGAAGCGGCGCAGAGUAUAACGGACGCGAAUACUGCGACGUCGCCAUCUUUGUAUUUAGGAGUCCAUAACACACAGUUAUACAUACAAGAGAGUGUUCUGUACACGAAAAAACUAGAAACUUCGAUAUCAAUAAAACCAGUGCCAUGGAAGUUGAAGCAAGCGAGGCCUCUCUUAGAGAGUGACACGGCCCUUUCAUCUCCUGACCCGACUAAUUUAGCAAUUAUAACAUUACACGGGAAUACUGGCAAGACUGAAAACCUAGGCUUUUUCCUCUACCUCCAAGACACAUGUGACCAAGCAGUUCAAGUAUCUGAAGACACCAUUGAGGGACCGGACAUAGUCCUACCAAACAAUAGUGACGACCAGCCCAGCCACCACCAUGUACAUGUACACGUCUAUUCUCUAUGGUUUUGGUGGAAAGAGGUCCUAUUGAUAGCCGUAUCUUCCGCCAUUUUGAUGAAUUUAAUGUUUUGGCCAAGAUUUUUCGCGCCCAGAUUCAGAGCACCGACCCCUCUGCCAAUGAAUCAAGAAUAUAUAGUCGUUGAAAGGCAUUAUGAGAGACCGCCGUCUAUUAGUAAUGAAUAUUCUCAUGUGGCUCGAUAUGAGAAUGAGUUUACGACUUUGAGAUGUCUCGGUCGCGGAGGGUUCGGGGUGGUCUUUGAGGCAAGGAACAAUAUUGACCACCGAUCGUAUGCUGUGAAGAGGAUAACGCUGCCUAAACACGAGCGCGCGCGCGAGCGCGUGCUGCGCGAGGUGCGCGCGCUCGCCAUGCUGGAGCACGACCACAUCGUGCGCUACUUCAACUCCUGGCUGGAGGAGCCGCCGCCGCGCGGGCAGCGGGCGCGCGACCAGUACUGGAUCAGUCAAUUAGAAGGUGAAACGAUGCCAUCAGAAGAAUACACGUCGUACACCCCGGCGUCGCCCGCCGCCAAGUCUCCCACCAAGAAGAACAGUGUGAUGCUCAACGUGAACAAUCCCAUAGACGACUGUGUGGACGCUUUGGACUAUGAGAAGAGGCUGUCCGAGCCGAGACGACUUAGAUCGAGCAGCUGCAAUGAAUCUUUCAGUAUAAUAUUUGAUGAGGACGCCUCAAAGGAGCCCCGUUUAACCGGAACGCUUCGCAAUGAUGUCACAUCUCCGCCAAAAAUAACACCAAGUGCGGAUGAUUCCUUCAUAGUAUUUGCUAAUACAGCAGACCUAUCUGACAUGUCACAGGGGAAAAAAGAUAUGGCAAGCCAGGACACAUCCAAGCAUGUCACGUCAAGCCACGAUACAUCCAAACAUGUCACGUCUAGUCAUGACACGUCCAAGCGUGUCACGUCGUCUCGUGACAUUUCAAGUCAUGACGUAGCAAGGAAAGACAUGUCUAACAAAAUGUUGGAAAAGGUGAAAGAGUGUGACACUUUCAACGAAAACAAUAGCAGCAGUAAAAAGAAAAAGAAGGGCCACACGCGCCACUGGUCGUUGGACCUGGUGACGCGGCCGGCGCGCGGCGCGGGCGCGGGCGCGGUGUACCUGUACAUACAGAUGCAGCUGUGCCGGCGCGACAGCCUGCACGACUGGCUGCGCGCCAACCACACGUGGGAGGCGCGCUGCGACCAUGUGAAGACGCUAUUCAGUCAGAUAGUGUCAGCAGUAGAAUACGUACAUCUAAUGGGUCUCAUCCACAGAGACUUAAAGCCAAGCAAUAUAUUCUUCUCUCUCGACGGUAAAGUGAAGGUCGGCGACUUCGGCCUCGCCACCGCCAUGACGGACUCGCACUCGAGUGGAGAUACGAGCGCUAAUACUGACAUACAUACAAGACAUACCCAUAAAGUUGGCACAUUUCAAUAUAUGUCACCGGAGCAGAUCAAGUGUCGUCCAUAUAAUUAUAAAGUGGACAUCUAUUCCCUUGGUUUGAUACUCUUUGAAAUGCUAUACCCCUUCACCACUGAAGCGGAGAGGACAGCUUGUUUGUCCAAUGCUAAAAGCGGAAAAUACUCUGAAGAUUUUCAAAUGAAAUAUCCUAAUGAGACGGAGGUGCUGAAGCUGAUGCUGUCGGAGGAGCCGGCGCGGCGCCCCACCGCCGCCGGCGUGCGCGCGCGCGCGCCGCUCUACCAGGACACCGACGCCAGGUGGCACUUCACGCUGCCCACACUGAUAUCUGGC
Messenger RNA from Brenthis ino (lesser marbled fritillary), 2976 nucleotides. The record is from the annotation of a GenBank genome assembly. Lineage: Eukaryota; Metazoa; Arthropoda; Insecta; Lepidoptera; Nymphalidae.